This is a messenger RNA of Contarinia nasturtii (swede midge), 657 nucleotides long. RefSeq lists its product as uncharacterized. The record is from RefSeq and is a predicted model, not a curated record. The coding region runs from base 1 to 381 and encodes 126 amino acids. Lineage: Eukaryota; Metazoa; Arthropoda; Insecta; Diptera; Cecidomyiidae. The transcript is spliced from 3 exons.
AUGACUAAAAGUGAUAAUCACACCAUGUUGAAACUUAACAAAGAUGUGUGGUACCUUUUCAGCCCACGCUGUAAGGUGCAGUCAUUUUUAUUUAUUAAACAAUAUUGUGACUUUUGCAGUGAACCAACUAAUCGUAUCCCAAGCGGAUGGGGCUACAAUCCAUGGUCGCAAACAGGACAUAAAAAAAUUCCACAACCUGAUAACGCCGAAUAUGACAUCAAUCAAACCACUGAAUCAUGUUUAUCGGUACUUAAUAACGUUUAUAAUGAUGGCAUUGCAUGGCACGAUGUUGCCUGUUACCACGAAAAACCGGUUAUUUGCGAAGAUUCCGAUGAGCUUCUCAACUAUGUUGCCGCCACAAACCCAGGUAUACGUUUAUAGAUGCGGUAUUGGAUACGUCUGAUUUGUAAGCAUAUAAAAUUUUAUAAGACGCAGUGAAUUGGAGUUUGGAAACAUGAGGAGAAGUGUGAUGAUAAGCUAUUUUUGGAAGAGUGUGUAUUUCAACCAAAAACACAUGAAUUAUUUUACACCACUAAACAAACUAAAUACAUUGAACAGGAAAAUUAGUUACUAUUUUAAUUUAAUUAAAAAAGAAACGUAAAUAAAUCGAAAAAAUUAUUGUGAAAAAUUGAAAUAAACACAUUUUUUAUACCGGAA